Molecule: messenger RNA, 1742 nt
Organism: Diachasma alloeum
Lineage: Eukaryota; Metazoa; Arthropoda; Insecta; Hymenoptera; Braconidae
Product: alpha-(1,3)-fucosyltransferase C-like
Exons: 3
Coding region: 316-1551 (411 amino acids)
Cellular component (GO): membrane
Molecular function (GO): alpha-(1->3)-fucosyltransferase activity
Source: RefSeq, a predicted model, not a curated record
UCUAAGCAACGUCAGUCGAUAACAUUUUGUUCGGGGUAGUAGGCGCGCUCAUGGCAUUCUUUAAAAAUCGGAUAUUUUUUCAAUUAUAGAUUAAUACAUAACAAUAAAAUUCAAAUCGUUCCUUCGAAAGUAUGAGAACAUCAUUUCCCAAAACACGAGAAAUUAGUAAUAAUGGGACUCUCAAUUGAUUAUAUAUUCAAUCAUGAGUUUCAUGGAGUUUACUAUUGAGGUCUCAUUAAGGCAAUUACGUGAUAAUAAAGUGACAGAUGAAACACCGAGGAGAUUUAAGUUAAUGAGGAGAGUGUUAGUAUAAAAAUGCAGGUAUGCAGUCGAGGCAGGAAAUUGUGGCUGUUGACCUUCAUUGCCACACUAGCCUGUGGACAUUUUAUACUCAUGUAUUGUGAUAUAAAAAUAUUAAAGUGGGAGCCAGAGAGAUUUCUCCUUGAAUUCGGAAAUAGCCACACUCCGCAUGUAGAUAAUUCAACAAAGAAGAUUCUCUUCUGGAAUACUAUGUUUGGAGAUGAAACAUUCUACUUUGGGAAUGGUGCUAUUUUUAACAAGUGCCCCGAUUUACCCCGUGAUGGCUGCUAUGCUACCCACAAUCGACAUGCUUUCAAUAUUCGUGAUUUUGAUGCCAUAUUAUUCCACGGAAAUGAAUUGUCAGUGAGAGAUCUACCGGCUGAACGUGAUAAAUCGCAACGAUAUAUUUUCGUUAAUCUUGAGAGUCCGGUGACAUGGAUACGGCGAACGAAACCAUUAUUUGAGGAUUAUUUCAAUUUAACAAUGACGUAUAGACUAGACAGUGAUAUACAAUGGUCGUACUAUGCUGUACGUGAUAGGAAGAGUGGAAAUAUUGUGGCACCGGCGUUGAAUGCCGUUUGGAAGAUACCCGAGGAUGCAACAGACAACGUCGAUACAAAGGACCCAGUUAUGAAGAUCAUUGAGACGAAAAAAAGGACAGCGGUAUGGUUUGUAAGUAACUGUGACACAGACAGUGUCCGAGAGAAAUAUGUGAAAGAACUCUCGAAGCAUGUGGAUGUCGAUGUUUACGGUCGAUGUGGCAGCGAGACUAAAUGUCCGAAGGGUGAGGACUGCUUUCGGAAGCUCGUGGAGCCAAACUACUUCUUCUAUUUAUCCUUCGAGAACAGCCUCUGUCAGGAUUACGUCACUGAGAAACUCUCCAAUGCUCUCAAAUACUACGUCAUUCCAGUAGUGUACGGUGGUGCAAACUACAACUCAUCAGCUCCUUCAAAUUCCUAUAUUAACACACUAGACUUUCAUUCUCCCAAGCAACUAGCACAAUUUUUGAUAAGACUGACAAAAAAUUUAGCCGAAUACGCUAAGUACUUCAAAUGGAAGAAAUUUUAUGAGAUCAUUCCUUCCAACCAAGUAACAAUUUGUCAUCUCUGUAAAUACCUCCAUGAAACAAUGGAAAAUAAAGUAUACGAUUCAAUGUCAGAUUGGUAUUUAAAGGGAAAAUGUCCGUUGCAAGAUAAAUUGAAAAAUUAUCCAUACAUAACGAAAUUAGCGACUAUGUUCGACAAUGAUUGAAGUCUUCCAUCUGUUUUUUCCCUAUUGAUUGAAAUCUGAUACAUGUCACUGGUAGUUUUGCAUCUAUUUUUUCUAUUAGUCUGUCAGAUUGACGGGACAUUUAAGGAUGCUUUUUUCAAUUUGUUCUAUUGUAAAGGUACUUUGAUGGUAAAUUUGAAAUCCAGUAUUUGCAAUAAAAUUCGUAAAAAGAA